AUGACCGACAUGAGUCGGUGGGAGCUCAGCCAGCGACACUACGAUGCGAAUUGGGGCUACCAGCACCCAGAGGCGCCCGUCUCGCCGCUUCCCUUUGCGUUCGCCGACCAGGCGGGCCUGACAGAGAGCUUGGGACAGCUGCAGCUUGGACGAGUCCCGAAGACGCGCACCAGCCCCGUCGUUACCCGCACAAGAAUUGCCCGCCAUGGCUCGCAACCCAACCCGGUGCGCCCGUCGAGCAGUGGAGGAGAGAACGUCAUGCUGCCCUACCGCCACUUCGGCCCGCCCCGGCGCGCAGAGUCGUACUCGCACCCCACGCCGCUCGAGGACUUCCGCCGCUCCAGACGAUGGCCGCCGAACGGAUACAGAAAGGACGAUGCCCUGAGCCCGGAGGAGGCAGACGAGCUGAUAUGCGCCGGAGCGUCUACAUUCAAGGGCUACUGGGACGAGAUACCCAACACGCCGCCAGGCUACAACCGCUUCUACGCCGUCAUGCAGUCGGAGCACCAGAGUAGGACCGACCGCGCCCCCAUCCAACAAGCCGCCUACCGGGGAGUCUCGCUGAAUAUGACUGGUGCCUCCGACAGCCAGUUUCCGUGGCUAUCCCUGGAGCAGCCUUGCAUGGCGUACGCGUUUGGGAAGAGCGCUGGCACGACCACGCUGAAUUACUGGGUUAGCAAGUCCAGCAACCGUGAACCUCCGAUCAAGCUCGCAGGCGAUGCGAAGCCUCGGAAAUUGAAGUUCCUUCAGAUAUUGGACCGCCUGCAGCAGCUAGAGAAUGGGCUUGAGGAAGAUGACCCUGAGGAGAUGUAUCGAUAUUUGUACAGCACACUGAUUGAGGACCCUGAGCGCUACAGCGACCACCCACAUACGGGCAUGGAGCAGCAGAUCACCGACCUCAUCACUGUGCUGGCGAACCCGAUGUGGAAAGACUUCUCAAACCCGAAGAACCAGGUCGUUGCCAAGUUCUUUGAUUCUCCUGAUCAGCACAAGAAGCAGGAAUUCUUCCAUCAGCUGCUCCUUUCUGUAGAGCUGUAUCUCCGCAUUCAUUCAAAGCAUCAUACCGACAAAGCCAAGCGGAAACUCAUGUUACAGCUGCCGCCCAUGAUUGCAUGGGAUCUUGCCGUUGCUCAGCGCUGGCUUGAAAACAUGACCAUCACCAAGUCGCGGACAUCUCAUAACCAGAGCACGUUCAGCUUUGAGCUGGGAAGUAAGCAGAGGCAAAAAGACGCCCUGCGGUUAUUUGCCGCGACGCUCAAAUGGCCCAACAUGGACGAGAUAGACUACGUGCUUGAAGAGAAGGAUAAGAAGGAGAAGCCGCUCGAAGAUCGCUCGGCAGAUGCCAUGUCCUGGUUUUCUGGAAUCAUCCUUCCCGGCAGGACGUUGCCUUGGCUUAUCAUGAACAGUUUGAUCGACUGUGACCGGGACACUGGAGACGCGCUCAAGUACCUGACCCACAUGCAAACCGCAGCGGGGUUUCAAUAUCGAGCGAACACGUACUGGUCCGCUCAGUGCAUCGUGGGUAAAGUCCUGGGAGCCGCAAGGGGUGUUAAACAAAUAGCAGGCUGGAUCGGACCCUGCAUCUAUACUCCGGAUCUCAAGCGCACCGAAUGCGCGCGAAUCAACCAGCAUGAACCUCUGGAACCCAGACUCACGCCGAAAGACGUCGAGCACAUGGAAAUUCGGACAAACCCGCUAGGCCCUACAGAGACAAGCUACCCGAUUGACGACUAUGAAGUGCCCAUGCCGGAUGUGGACGAGGUCACUGACCUGAUCAGGAUAGAAAAGCUUAGCUUCAUGCCUACAAGGGAGCAGCCAAGCUCGACUCGGCAAGUCCCAGGAGCGCCACUGGUGUUUGAUGCAGCGAUCUACUUUGCAUGCGGCGGCGAGAGCUGGCCAAUGAAAUUGCGCUACGACGUCGACUUCAUCAAUGCUUUCCCCUGCCAUCAAGGGCCCCACGUGCUCUUCUACGACUUCACAUAUGAAGCGGUCAAAAUAGACGACGGUUUAGUAGACAUCCACGACUGGGGCCGCCGGUCUGGUCGCAUUUCUCGGCCUUCAUCGUCUCGUUCGUCUCCUUCGAAGAAGUCGCUUGCUCUCACAUCGGCAAACGAACCCGCCCACUUACAGGUCACUAAAGUGCUUGCGAUCGAGGCUCUGGGUGUUAGCGACAACGAGGUGUUCGCGAGAGCUUGGUGCGCCCACCAUGGCCACAGUGCGAUCGUUGCAAACAUAAAAGAGACGUGCAUGGCGUGCGCGAUAAGGGAAGCGUAUGCCGCCUGUGUUUCGGUGGUUAUAUUCACGGAAGGAGGCAAAGAGACGGAAAAAGAUGAAGGCGUAUUUGAGUAG
Molecule: messenger RNA, 2349 nt
Organism: Trematosphaeria pertusa
Lineage: Eukaryota; Fungi; Ascomycota; Dothideomycetes; Pleosporales; Trematosphaeriaceae
Exons: 3
Coding region: 1-2349 (782 amino acids)
Source: RefSeq, a predicted model, not a curated record